CUCGAUUGGCGUGAAAUUUGUGAUGGAAAAAUGGAUUGUAUAAGUGGAGAAGAUGAACAAUGGUGUGAUCAACUAGAAAUGACUAAAUGUAGUGAUAAUGAAUAUCGAUGUCAUUAUGGUGGUCAAUGCAUUUCAUUGAAUUUUUACAAAGACAGUAGACUUAGUAUUGAUUGUCUAGAUGGGAGUGAUGAACAAGACUAUUUUAUGCAUUUUGCUUCGUUGGUCAAUGCACAUUGCACAAAUGUUCAAACAUUUCGAUGCCAAGAACGUACUGGUCGAUAUCCAUUGUCUUUUCAAUGCGGUGAUGGGCAAUAUUCGCUUUUCUUUGGUGUACCUAGUCGGAUAAGUAUUUGUUCGAAUAAUCGAGAUAUAGCAUUAUCUCGUGCCAUUCUUACUUCAUUCAAUCAUAUCUCAAACAUUGAUUGCCGAGAAGCAUUUUUUUGUGCUCUUUACUCCAAUCGAACACGAGAUACAGGUAAGAAUGCGGCAAAAAGAAGCAGAUAUCGUUAA
This is a messenger RNA of Rotaria sp. Silwood2, 510 nucleotides long. The record is from the annotation of a GenBank genome assembly. Lineage: Eukaryota; Metazoa; Rotifera; Eurotatoria; Philodinida; Philodinidae.